UAAAGUUGAUUGUUUCCCGUGAUUAUACUCAAUAUAUAAACUCAAUUCUCAUCUCAUUUAGAAAACACCACACAGAUAGUAAAGAAAUACAUUACCUCAAGAAACACACACCCCCCCAUGUUCGAAUUUUUAUGGCCACGUUUUCCCGGCAAAAUCCCUAACUGAAAUUCCUAAAUGUCCAAACUACCCCUCUUCAUGCUGAAAUUUCCUUUUCAUUUCCUCUUAUUGCUCAGUGUCAUAGUACCCUUUCAAGUAUUUUCACAAUCAGAAAAUACCGAACAAACAGUCCUACUCUCCCUCAAACGUGAAUUGGGGGACCCACCGUCGCUCCGAUCAUGGGAACCGUCACCGUCGGCGCCGUGCGACUGGGCGGAGAUUCGCUGCGAUAACGGCUCCGUCACGAGGCUCCUCCUCUCCCGCAAAAACAUCACCACCAACACCAAGAACCUCUCUUCCACAAUCUGCAACCUCAAACACCUCUUCAAGCUCGACCUCUCCAGCAACUUCAUCUCCGGCGAGUUCCCGACAACGCUGUACAACUGCUCCGACCUCCGGCACCUCGACCUGUCGGACAACUACCUCGCCGGACAAAUUCCCGCCGACGUCGACCGCCUCAAAACGCUCACUCACCUUAACCUCGGCAGCAACUACUUCUCCGGCGAGAUCAUGCCGUCGAUCGGAAACCUGCCGGAGCUGCAAACUCUCCUCCUCUACAAAAACAACUUCAACGGAACCAUCCGCGGGGAAAUCGGAAACUUGUCCAAUCUCGAAAUCUUGGGUUUGGCUUAUAACCCAAAGCUCAAAGGCGCGAAAAUCCCGUUGGAGUUUGCCAAGUUAAGAAAACUGAGGAUCAUGUGGAUGACGCAGUGUAACUUGAUCGGAGAGAUUCCAGAAUAUUUCGGGAAUAUUCUCACGAAUCUGGAACGGUUGGAUUUGUCGAGGAACAAUCUAACAGGGAGCAUUCCUCGGAGUUUGUUCUCGCUGAAGAAGUUGAAGUUCUUAUACUUGUACUAUAACAGUUUGUCGGGUGUAAUACCUAGUCCUACGAUGCAGGGUUUGAAUUUAACCGAACUUGAUUUCUCUAAGAACAAUUUGACGGGUUCCAUACCCGGAGAGCUUGGAAACUUGAAGAGUUUGGUUACCUUGCACUUGUAUUCGAAUUACUUGUCUGGUGAGAUUCCAACAAGUUUAAGCCUACUUCCUAGUCUUGAGUAUUUCAGGGUUUUCAACAAUGGUUUGAGUGGAACACUGCCUCCAGAUCUAGGCUUGCAUUCGAGGAUUGUUGCGGUUGAGGUUUCAGAGAAUCAUCUCAGUGGUGAGUUGCCGCAGCAUUUGUGUGCAAGUGGUGCUCUCAUUGGUUUUGUUGCUUUUUCUAACAAUUUUAGCGGGGUUUUGCCUCAAUGGAUUGGGAAUUGUCCUUCUCUCGACACGAUUCAGGUUUUUAAUAAUAAUUUCUCUGGGGAGGUACCUUUGGGUUUGUGGACUUCGAGGAACAUUUCCUCCUUGGUUCUGAGCAACAACUCCUUUUCUGGGCCUCUUCCGAGUAAAGUAUUUUGGAAUACAAAAAGGAUUGAGAUAGCGAACAACAAGUUCUCCGGAAGGAUAUCUAUUGGGAUUACUUCGGCGGCAAAUUUGGUGUAUUUUGAUGCGAGAAACAACAUGCUUUCCGGUGAAAUUCCGAGGGAAUUGACGCAUCUUUCUCAACUUAGUACUCUCAUGCUUGAUGGUAACCAACUUUCUGGUGCCCUUCCAUCUGAGAUUAUUUCAUGGAAAUCACUGAGUACUAUGACACUCUCAAGAAACAAACUCUCUGGCAAAAUCCCUAUUGCUAUGACCGCUCUUCCUAGCUUGGCUUACUUGGACUUGUCCCAAAAUGACAUAUCAGGUGAAAUCCCACCUCAGUUUGAUAGAUUGAGGUUUGUUUUUCUCAACUUGUCUUCCAACCAAAUAUAUGGGAAAAUCUCUGAUGAGUUUAAUAACCACGCAUUUGAAAACAGUUUCUUGAACAAUCCUCAUCUGUGUGCUUACAAUCCAAACGUCAACCUUCCUAACUGCUUGACCAAAACCAUGCCACACUCUAGCAAUUCAUCUUCAAAAUCACUUGCCCUGAUUUUGGUUGUCAUCAUCGUUGUGUUGUUGACCAUAGCCUCCUUGGUCUUCUAUAUGUUGAAAACGCAAUGGGGCAAACGGCACUGCAAGCAUAAUAAGAUUGAAACGUGGAGGGUCACCUCAUUCCAGAGGCUUGAUCUCACGGAAAUAAAUUUCCUCUCAAGUUUGACAGACAAUAACCUCAUAGGAAGUGGAGGGUUUGGGAAAGUUUACCGGAUUGCUUCAAAUCGUCCAGGUGAGUAUUUUGCGGUGAAGAAGAUUUGGAAUCGCAAGGAUAUGGAUGGCAAGUUGGAGAAAGAGUUUAUGGCUGAGGUUGAGAUCCUGGGUAAUAUUCGGCACUCGAAUAUAGUGAAGCUUUUGUGUUGUUAUGCUAGUGAAGACUCCAAACUUCUUGUUUAUGAAUACAUGGAAAAUCAGAGCCUGGACAAAUGGCUUCAUGGAAAGAAGAAAACGUCACCUUCUAGGUUGAGUUGGCCAACGAGGUUGAAUAUUGCCAUUGGGACUGCACAAGGUCUGUGUUACAUGCACCAUGAUUGCUCACCCCCGGUCAUCCACCGAGAUGUCAAGUCUAGCAAUAUACUGUUGGACUCAGAGUUCAGAGCUAAAAUAGCAGAUUUUGGUCUCGCCAAGAUGUUGGCAAAGCUUGGUGAACCACACACCAUGUCUGCUCUAGCAGGCUCUUUUGGCUACAUUCCACCAGAAUACGCCUACUCAACAAAGAUUAACGAGAAGGUUGAUGUAUAUAGCUUUGGGGUUGUGCUCUUAGAACUUGUGACAGGAAGAAAUCCUAAUAAAGCAGGCGACCAUGCAUGCAGCCUAGUUGAAUGGGCGUGGGAGCAUUUUAGUGAAGGGAAGAGCAUUACUGAUGCAUUCGACGAGGAUAUCAAAGAUCCAUGUUAUGCAGAACAGAUGACGAGUGUCUUCAAAUUAGCUCUCCUUUGCACAAGCUCGUUGCCCUCAACUAGGCCUUCCACGAAGGAGAUUUUGCAAGUUCUUCAUCGGUGUUGCCAUUCAGGUUCUACACGUAGAAGAGUGGGAAACGAAUUUAAUAUCACCCCUCUUCUUGGUGAUACAAGGUACAUCUAUAGUUACAAGGAGAGUAAUGCUGCAAGCAAUAACUCAUCUUGGUGAUACAAGGUACAUUUUCUAGUUACAAGGAGAGUAAUGCUGUACGUAAAAAAGAAGUUUGUACGGUGUGUAAAUUAUAUGCGUGAAAGAAUAAUUAAAUGUCAGUACUACAGAAAAUGAAUUAGAAAUAAUGUUGUAGAAUUUUCAUUGGAGAAAUCAUGGAUAUGAUUAACUCAAUUUAAUAACUUUUACACAUUAGGGCUUUAUUUAACCAAUACGAUUGUCCAAGUGAUCAGCAUAGUUCAGUAUAAUUCCCUGCUUCAUCACCCAUACUCUGAAGGGUAAUAAACACCAAACAAAUUAAGUACGCAAAAAUAAAAGAAAACCAUGUGAGAACACUAAUGAAAUAAACCAUUUUCACAAGGCCAACGAAACCCUAGACAGAAUAAUCCUCCCCACCGUAACUUCCAAAGCAAGGAUAGACAAGGAAGGCUACCCUAUUCUGCCGCCAAAAUAUUUUUGUUUUACCGUUUUCUCAGCUAAAUAACCUAGCCGAAAUAGCUGUUUCUUACAUUAACACAACGUAUCGAUCACAUCCACAUCACAAGCAAACAACAAAGUUCCCACUCCUUUUAAAUCCAGGUAAGUAAAUAUGUUAAGGUUUAUGAGACAAUUCAUAGCUCUGAAGAUGAUAUGAGCCCAUGUUUCCCACAUCAUGUUGUUCAUCUAUUGUACACAUACGACCAUCCAUCGCAACUCCAUACCACAAACCCCAAUCUCUUUCACUGCCAUCAUUUGUAUCAGCUCCUCACUGUUCAAUUAUAACCUUAGUCCCAUUCACAGGAUCUCAGCACAGCAACAGCCACAACAUAGCACAAGGUAGCAGCGUGAGCAGCAAUUUCAGCCAUUCACCUCCCAAAUAUCAUGUGAUUUACUCCAAACUCAUCCUCCUACAAAACCAAAACCAAAACCAAAGAGCACAGUAUAAAAAUAUUCUUAUUCAUGGCAAGAGUUGAAAAGCGAGCUUUUCACAAGUUCCACAAAGAUUCUGACCUAGCCCCAUCUUCAAUUUAUACAACACUUCCGAGACUGACAUCUGGCUAUACACAAUAUAGAAAAUAGAAAGAAUAAUAACAAUUAGGAAGAAAAAAGUAUUAAACAAAAAA
This is a messenger RNA of Glycine soja, 4343 nucleotides long. Its product is annotated as receptor-like protein kinase HSL1. The record is from RefSeq and is a predicted model, not a curated record. The transcript is spliced from 2 exons. Gene Ontology annotation, biological process: protein phosphorylation. The coding region runs from base 175 to 3240 and encodes 1021 amino acids. Gene Ontology annotation, molecular function: ATP binding; protein kinase activity; protein binding. Lineage: Eukaryota; Viridiplantae; Streptophyta; Magnoliopsida; Fabales; Fabaceae.